Molecule: messenger RNA, 339 nt
Organism: Psylliodes chrysocephalus
Lineage: Eukaryota; Metazoa; Arthropoda; Insecta; Coleoptera; Chrysomelidae
Source: the annotation of a GenBank genome assembly
AUGAAAACGCUUGCCGACACGGUUUCAAAACGUGAUGAAUACACUGUUUACGGGGAACAUAUUGCUAAUAAACUUAGAAACAGCGGUAGAUCAAAGUUGGAAAUAGCAUCUGCUCAGACUGCAAUUGAUUAUAUCUGCUUUAAAUUAUUGAUGGGUGAAUUUUGUAAUAUACGUUCAACUGCAUCAUCCUCUGCAGCAAGUUCAAUCAUUGUAUUGGGUUCUCCACAAUUUAGUAUUCCGUCAUCCACAGCGACAUCGCCAUCACCCCAAAUUGCUACAGUAUCAGAGUCUACACAACUAUCUCAUCAAACUACAGAAUUCCAACAAUCUGACAGUUAA